This is a messenger RNA of Coregonus sp. 'balchen', 8667 nucleotides long. Lineage: Eukaryota; Metazoa; Chordata; Actinopteri; Salmoniformes; Salmonidae. The record is from the annotation of a GenBank genome assembly.
AUGGAACUGUUCAGGACGGCAAUAGUUCUGCCAGUUCUGGUCCUAUCUCAAGGUAACACAGUUUAAUCUAAUAUUUCUACUUUGAUUGCAUUCAAUUAUAUUAUCUUCAUUGGCUCUUUUGAAGGAAAGUAUGGCAGUUAUACUCUAUGUACAUAGAAUUGUUUGUAUGUGUUGUUUGAAAACACUAAAGAUAUGCACAUCAAAAUAGUUGGCAGAGGAGUCACCAUAUUUUAAGAUUAAUUUCUGUUUGUUUUUUAUUCAUGUCUGAAUGUACAAGAGCAUAGCGUUUUAUUCUACUUGUUGACAGCAUGUGUUGGUGUGUUCAAGCAAGGAAAUAAAAGAUUAAUACAAAAAGGGGCUGACAGGAGUGAUGCCAAUUAGGUGUAGGUUAAAUGCUGCAUAAUCUUACAGAGGAUUAGUUUACUUCCCAAUGUAAGGUGUUUACUGCAACAGCCAAUACGAUUCAUCGAACACUUAACUAGCUAAAAUUCAAAGAGCGCUUGAAGCAGCAUAAAUUUGGAGGGAAUUCAAAUCAACCAACCAUAGUAAACAAUGAUUGGGUGAAACAUAAAUGUUUUUGUAUGAAUCACUAAUUUGUCACAGAGUGAUACAUAAACAAAGUGAUAGUUCAAUAUUAAUUGCUUUCUAAGGAGGAGAGCUGUGACAUGGGUUAAAGCAUGAACAAACAAUUAUUUUGCUUCACAAAGAUUAUGCAUUAUUUGCAUUGAUUCCUCAAACAUUGCUAGUGUGAAAUUGGUGUUAAUUCAACAUUGAGCCACAGAUGUUAUUCAUGGCAUACCCAUUUAACAACUCAAUUAACCAAUUGAGGCAGUUGAUAAUAGCUGUUAUGAAAACCAAUGUAAAUAUAGUGAUUUACAGACUCCAUAUUACAGUUUACAAAAUGGAAAAUAUUAUUCUGAUUAGCGCCAAAUUCAAUAACCUGUUUGUAAUGUACCGCUGCGUGCCCUGGGUUUCAUAUAGCAUUGACAACACGUAGUAGGAUGAAAUAACUGAUUGGACAGCUGCAUUAAUACUCCCAUCUACGCAUAACUACAAUACUUUUUGAUUUAUCUUAGUUUAGUUUGUUGUUGUUGUUUGUCAUAUUUCAGCCUUACUAAAUACCGUCUACUCUGUUCCGCGGAACUUCUCUGGGUCGGGAGAGACUGAUGAGCAGCAGACAUCCAAUCUAAGUGAGUUCCUAUUUUUAUUUAAAUGGUUGGUAUUAUGCUAAAAAGAGAUUCAGAUUUGGUUCCGGAGGCCACUGCAAUCUAUAUCGAUCUUACUCUCUGAAUACCACCCCACAUAACUUCAUAAACCCCAAAUUCUAAUCCCUCGUGCCCAUCCAGUCAAAUUGCUAGGUGCAACAAACCUCAAGCAACAAUCCCGCAGAGAACUUGAUUGCUUAUACUGAGAGGGAAAUGAGAUGAGGCAAAGGCAUUUUUUUUUUUACUAUAAUGAUACAGGACACCAGCAAUUAAGCCACAGUGAGACAAUAUUUUCAUUGUUCUGAGGGUGAUGAUGAUGUGUAAGGCUCCUUUAGUACAAAGUGGGAGGAACAUCCCACACAAACAUGCUCCCUCUAACACACAAACAAAAAGAAAAAUAAGAAAAUAAUGGGUCGAUUGCAAUUCAUGUCAUAGAGGAUAUCAAAGGGUCCAGUGGAUUCAGAUUUUUAAGGAAAAUACUAUCAAGCAGUUAUUCCGUUAUAAUUAUACUACACUAACCUGAUUUUCAUUCUCUAUUUGUUGAAGCUAAAUUAAGUGCAACAUAAUAUCAAGGGUUAAAUUGUGUGAGAAAUUCCACCACAUUUAAAUAGGGCAAAAAGUGAAGACAUGGCUGAAACCUGCUCCAGUUGAAAUGCAGUACCAAAGGCUCCAGUGUCACAUGGUUUCAAACCAUCGUGAGUAUUUGGUCCCGUGGUGUUUCUAGAAUCAGGUAGGUCGGCUUCAGUGUCCCCCUCUGAAUUCACCACCCAGUGACAUUUCCACAGGACAUGACUCACAGGAUGUGGCUGCUCUGCUGAACGUCUGCAAAGAGCACAGCAAACGAUAGGCCAACAAACAGCUAGGGCAUUCAAUGUGUGUGGGUGUGUGUGUUAUGGUGUAUAACAUGUACUGUACAUGUGGUUACACUACAUGGGGAAAUAUAAAUAAACAGUCAUCUGUAUUUCACUCUCAUUGAUUAUGUAUCUCUCCAUCCCUCCAGCCAUAUCUAACCCCCCCAGGCUAUCUCAGCAUUGCUCUGGGGUUGUGGAGGUGCUCCAUCAGGGGCUGUGGAGGCCGGUGACCUUUGACCUUGGGUCUGCAGAGUGGGCCAAAGUGGCGGAGGACAUAUGUGCCAACCUGAGCUGCGGGGCAGUGUAUGAGCUCCGACAAAAUGGCACAGCUACUUUAAACUACUCCAGCUCAACGUGUCUGAGCCAGUGUGUGUACAGAGACCUACUGGUGGAGAACUGUACAGUGCUCUCACACACGGACUGCUCUAACCAGACUGAAAUAACCUGUGGUAAGACCCUCAUUACAAAGCUUAUCCUUGGAUCGGCAUAAUUGAUAUUGAGCAAGAGUAAUAGCUACCGUUGUUGAUAAGCAACCACAAACACGUUGUUGCAGUAACGCCUGCAAAAUUGCAUGCAAUGGAACGCCAUCGUAUGGGUUGUCUCGAGUGUUUUGUGGCCACUUUGCAACAAGUUCCUCCCUACAGCACACUUCCAUUUUCAAGCUGCUUUUUAAUGACCCUAAGUGAGGCCCACCUUCUAUCGAGGUUAACUGAUGAUCUAUGAACUGAUUGGUUGAUCUGUCCAUUCCUCAGGGCACCAGGCCGUGCGAUUGGCUGGAGGCAAACACCACUGUGAGGGACGGGUGGAGUUGUGGAGACAGGAAAAAUGGGGAACGGUGUGUGACGAUAGUUGGGAACCUGAGCGAUGGGGGUGUGGUCUGUGCUCAAUUGGGCUGUGGCUCUGCCCUAAAUGUGAGCGGGCAGGGCGGGUCCUUUGGAGCUGGUGUUGGUCAGGUUCUAUUAGAUGAGGUGAACUGUGGGGGGAGCGAGAGGAACCUAUGGGAGUGUCCCUCCCUGGGGACAGCCAAUGACUGUGGACACAAAGAGGACGCUGCAGUGGUUUGUUCAGGUAAGCCUGCAGCUAUAAUAUUAUCAUUGUCAGUUACUGUAUUCACAAUCAUGUCAUUAAAAACAUUUUAAACGUGAAUGGAAUCUAAGUCAAUGUCAUGCCCACUCUUUAAAAUAGCUAUGCUAUAUCAUAGUGUUUGUACAUUCUCCUUAGAUUCGUUUGAAUAUGGAUAGUGCAGUAAUAACAUGUAAAACACAUUACCAUGAUUGAACAUCCGGUGUCUUGGUGGCGAACCAAUUCCCGCUGAUUUCUAGCACGCUAAACGCUGUUGACAAUCAGGGUUCUGAUGAUUGCGAGUCAAGAAUGAUUUGGCUCGUGACCUUAUCAGUGUGUCUGAAUGGAUAGCACUCAGUGUCUCAGUCACACUCAGCACUGAUACUGACGAACAAGCUUCAAAUCCUCCUACAGUAAUGCAGAGAUCAGGAGACGUGAGAGAGGUCAUAAGCCAAAAAGAGACCGCUGCUUUGCAUUCUAAUUUUGUUAUUUUCAUUAACGAAAAAAAAGAAACACACAGAGGCAGCACAAAAACACAUAGGCCUAAGUAAUGCAUGUCACUAAGAAAGUAGACAAACCACGUCAAUACCUCGUCGCAACAGCACUGUCUGAGGAAGACCCUCAAUGAAAGAUGUUCAACCUGGGAGCCAAGUUCCUUGGUGAGAACACAUCCAAACUGCCUUGACUUCAACAUAACAACAGUUGUUCGGCACUUCCAUGGGUUUUGAAUCUUGCAUCUAAAUGAACAAUUUUUGCUAAAUUUAUAUUGUGUGUUUUAGUGUGUCUAAAACUCCACUUAUGUCAAGGCCAUGGCUUGUUGACCAUGUUUCCGAUCCAUUUCAAACACUUCAAAAAAUAGUUCAUUAUUUAGGCCUACUCAAAAGGCUACAUCCAUCAAUUUUUCAAGAGAAAACGCACACAUUCCUGGCAGUAAUUGCCAAAUGACUGACUGAAAUGUCAAACUUUUGAAUAAGAGUCAGAUAUUGGUUCAAUAGAUCAUUAGAUACACAGAUGGACAAACACAACUCCUCUUGGAUUUACCAUUUUUGAGGAAAUGUUUUUUAAACAAACCUUUUCCCCAUCUUUCAGUGUGUGUCUUGAACACUCAGGAGAAGUAAUCCAUGAAUCUGUUAUACCUUACAGUUUUCUAACACCUCUAGGCUUUUUCCAUUUCCCUGACAGGAAUUCCAUCUCAGUCAGGCAACGAGACGGCAGAACAGAACACCCAGACUUCAACCGAAGGUACAGUUAUAUGCUGACACACAUGACCCUCCAUCUGUAUAAUAAUACACCAAGUGUCUGCUCUGCUCAUAUGAAAAUGUCAAGAAGAAUCUGUUAUCUAGUCUGUACUCUGCACUAUGAUUUGUUCUUGUUUCCAGCAGGCUCAGUUCUACUAGUCACCAGUGCAGAGAGCUGGUCCUCUCCUCCCACAGCUGCUGUCUGGGGCUGCAUCGCAUUGUCUAUAGCCCUCCUCCUCACAAUCAUCUCCAAUGCUUUACUCUUCCUGUCUUACAGGAGGAGAGCUGGUGAGUCAUCGUUUUGUUCUCUCUUUUUCUUUCUCUUUCAUUGCCUCAGACUCAACUGUCACUCUCCCCAUUUGUUCACACAAACAACAACAACAAACAUGCUAUCAUCAAUGAGCAGUAAUUAACACUGAGAAACUGCUUUGUCUGAAGGGUUUUACAUAUUCUUCUCAAUGGUUUGCCAAUUAUGAUAAUACCACAACACAAUGCAAUGCGAUUCAAUAUAGUACACAAAGGAAGUCACCAAACUGGAACAGUAUGCAUACCAUUGGGUUGGUUGAUUGCUCAUUAAGAGAAUCCCAUCACCAGUGUUGUUUUCACACUGACUUAAAAAAACAGCAUAUAUUAUUUCACAGGGAUGAUAAUGCUUUGAAUAUGUGCCAAAUGUGACAGUGGUCUAAUUAAAAUAUUUAAUUGGUUUUGAGAUGUAUUGUCCUUAUUCCUUAUAAAAGACAACAAAGGCCAACAAACCUAUUAUCCUAGCGUCGGUACAUAGAAGUUUCAAAGGCAAAACUCUAUGUACAGUUGAAGUCGGAAGUUUACAUACACCUUAGCCAAAUACAUUUCAACUCAGUUUUUCCACAAUUCCUGACAUUUAAUCCUAGUAAAAGUUCCCUGUCUUAGGUCAGUUAGGAUCACCACUUUAUUUUAAGAAUGUGAAAUGUCAGAAUAAUAGUAGAGAGAAUUAUUUAUUUAAGCUUUUAUUUCCUUCAUCACAUUCCCAGUGGGUCAGACGUUUACAUACACUCAACUAGUAUUAGGUAGCAUUGCCUUUAAAUGGUUUAACUUGAGUCAAACGUUUCGGGUAGCCUUUCACAAGCUUCCCACAAUAAGUUGGGUGAAUUUUGGCCCAUUCCUCCUGACUGAGCUGGUGUAACUGAGUCAGGUUUGUAGGCCUCCUUGCUCGCACAUGCUUUUUCAGUCCUGCCCACAAAGUUUCUAUAGGAUUGAGGUCAGGGCUUUGUGAUGGCCACUCCAAUACCUUGACUUUGUUGUCCUUAAGCCAUUUUACCACAACUUUGGAAGUAUGCUUGGGGUCCUUGUCCAUUUGGAAGACCCAUUUGCGACCAAGCUUUAACUUCCUGACUGAUGUCUUGAGAUGCUCCCGAGUGGCGCAGUGGUCUAAGGCACUGCAUCGCAGUGCUAGCUGUGCCACUAGAGAUCCUGGUUCGAAUCCAGGCUCUGCUGUAGCCGGCCGCAACCGGGAGACCAAUGGGGCGGCGCACAAUUGGCCCAGCGUCGUCCAGGGUAGGGGAGGGAAUGGCCGGCAGGGAGGUAGCUCAGUUGGUAGAGCAUGGUGUUUGCAACGCCAGGGUUUUGGGUUCGAUUCCCAUGGGGGCCAGUAUGAAAAUAAAAAAGAAUAAUGUAUGCACUAACUGUAAGUCGCUCUGGAUAAGAGCGUCUGCUAAAAAUGACGUUAAAUGUUGCUUCAAUAUAUCCACAGAAAUUUCCUUCCUCAUGAUGCCAUCUAUUUUGUGAAGUGCACUAGUCCCUCCUGCAGCAAAGCACCCCCACAGCAUGAUGCUGCCUCCCCUGUGCUUCAUGGAUGGGAUGGUGUUCUUCGGCUUGCAAGCCAUCCCCUUUUUCCUCCAAACGUAACGAUGGUCAUUAUGGCCAAACAGUUCUAUUUUUGUUUUAUCAGACCAGAGGACAUUUCUCCAAAAAGUACGAUCUUUGUCCCCAUGUGCAGUUACAAACCGUAGUCUGUCUUUUUUAAUGGCGGUUUUGGAGCAGUGGCUUCUUCCUUGCUGAGCGGCCUUUCAGGUUAUGUCGAUAUAGGACUAGUUUUACUGUGGAUAUAGAUACUUUUGUACCUGUUUCCUCCAGCAUCUUCACAAGGUCCUUUGCUGUGUUUCUGGGAUUGAUUUGUACUUUUCGCACCAAAGUACGUUCAUCUCUAGGAGACAGAACGCGUCUCCUUCCUGAGUGGUAUGACGGCUGCGUGGUCCCAUGGUGUUUAUACUUGCGUACUAUUGUUUGUACAGAUGAACGUGGUACCUUCAGGCAUUUGGAAAUUGCUCCCAAGGAUGAACUAGACUUGUGUAGGUCUACAAUUUUUUUUCUGAGGUCUUGGCUGAUUUCUUUUGAUUUUCCCAUGAUGUCAAGCAAAGAGGCAUUGAGUUUGAAGGUAGGCCUUGAAAUACAUCCACAGGUACACCUCCAAUUGACUCAAAUGAUGUCAAUUAGCCUAUCAGAAGCUUCUAAAGACAUGACAUCAUUUUCUGGAAUUUUCCAAACUGUUUAAAGGCACAGUCAACUUAGUGUAUGUAAACUUCUGACCCACUGGAAUUGUGAUACAGUGAAAUAUAAGUGAAAUAAUCUUUCUGUAAACAAUUGUUGGAAAAAUGACUUGUGUCAUGCACAAAGUAGAUGUCCUAACCGACUUGCCAAAACUAUAGUUUGUUAACAAGAAAUUUGUGUUGUGGUUGAAAAACAAGUUUUAAUGACUCCAACCUAAGUGUAUGUAAACUUCCGACUUCAACUGUACUUUCCCUUCAUUACUAGCACUUCUGGUUCACCAAAGGCAAGAUGGCCACCUGCUGUCCACCCAGUCUCAACACACUGACCAAGGGGAGAGAGUCAACCUUCUCACAGUCACCACGGACACAGCUGAUUACAGUGAGUUCCUACUGAUGCACUUGUCCUCUUUGUGCCCAUUAGGUACUUGCAAUUUUAGGAAAUGUCUUAUUAGUUCAAGUGUCCCAUUUGUCAGAAUACAUUUUCUCUGUGGCCUUUCAUGCAGCUCCACAGUACCUUUCCCAACGGCCCUCUCAGAAUGACACUGACACCGCGUGUGACUCUGACUAUGAAAACUAUGACUUCAGUGACCAACCCUCUGUUGCCAUGGCUACUGCACUUGGUCAGUUCAUCUUCAUAGUUUUGGAUAAAUAGUACAAUUGUAAAAUAAAAAAGAUGGGAAGUGACACGUGGCUAUUAAGGGAGAAAGUGGUCCAAGACUUGCUCGCAGUGCCAACCAAAUGGUCUUUUACGUUUUCAUUAGUCAGGGUCCUUGACAAUGGAGUAAGCACAAGCAGAGAGCCAUGGGAAACCACGCAGACAGCAGAGACCUCUGACACUCCUGAGAAAUAUAAUAUUGUUGCUGAGACAAUCAACGGCAUUGAGAGAAAUAACCCUGCCAUCCAAAGCCGUAAGUUACUGUUGGGUUGGGUGACCCAGAUUUUUACCAUUAUCAUAUUGUGUCCAUGUCUGACAUGUUUCUUCUUAGUCUUAAAAGGACAUAAUGUCCUCCUAAAAUCUGAGACUUUACUACAACCUUUUGGAGAAUAAGGAAUCAGAAAAGUUAUAGUUUGCUAAAACUUGCCAUGGUGACAGAAAAGUUGAAUAAGAGCCCUAUUGUAACAUACUAACAACCAUUUGUAUGUCCAGUGCAUUCACUGUUGUCAUCCAGCACGUCUUCUGGGGAAUGCUAUGAGAACAUUGAGACACUGGAGAAGGAGCUGUUGGGCUCAGGUCAGUCUAAAAUGCUGGAACAAAUAAACAAAACAACAUUCUUGUAGUCCAAAAAUGCAUUUGUGGAGUCAGUCAGUGCAUUUAUGAAAUCCAUUCUCAUUAAUCAAUGAUAACAUAGUAACUGUAUGGAAUGCUAACCACCCAGGUCCAGAUUUGAGAGAAGCUGCCCUCACAGACUUGAUCUGUAGAAGAGAGCCAUCCUUGGGAUCGAGUAGUAGUACAUCAUCUGGGGAAUCCUACGAGAACGUGGGGAUGGCUGUCGAACAGCAUCUACAGUCAGGUCCGUUCCAAGUCAAUAUUACGUGAACAACAACAACACCUAAUGAAUCUGGCUGUGUCUAAGCACAGAACAUAGACACAACAGCAAAGGCUUUUUGCACUACAGAACAGUACAUGAAAGAACUGUCUAGAAAGUUUCUGGGAGAAAAUAUGUAGAUUCGUAAUUACUUCACUGGGAGCACAUUUUCUCAUUUUCUCCUCAGAGAACACCUAUACACCUUCCGCUGUGCAAUCAACCAGUACACACCAGGAUCAGCAACAGCCUGCGACCAGUAG